Lottia gigantea (owl limpet) is the source of this 162-nucleotide messenger RNA. RefSeq lists its product as hypothetical. NCBI's taxonomy places the organism in Eukaryota, Metazoa, Mollusca, Gastropoda, Lottiidae. The record is from RefSeq and is a predicted model, not a curated record. The transcript has a single exon. Bases 1 to 162 code for a protein of 53 amino acids.
AUGCAACAAUAUUGGAGCAACUCCCUGGCCAUUCGGCAGGAGAUACAGCGAUUUGAAAGUGUCCACCCAAGCAUCUACGCUAUUUACGAUUUGAUCGAAGCGAUACCCGAUCCGUUGAUUCAACAACAAAUUCGGGAGCAUGUUGUCUGUAUUGAAGGUUAG